Messenger RNA from Papilio machaon (common yellow swallowtail), 2535 nucleotides. RefSeq lists its product as uncharacterized. Gene Ontology annotation, molecular function: NAD binding; oxidoreductase activity, acting on the aldehyde or oxo group of donors, NAD or NADP as acceptor. The transcript is spliced from 8 exons. Bases 1 to 2535 code for a protein of 844 amino acids. Lineage: Eukaryota; Metazoa; Arthropoda; Insecta; Lepidoptera; Papilionidae. The record is from RefSeq and is a predicted model, not a curated record.
AUGGUUAUAAAAGUAGGCAUAAAUGGUUUUGGCAGAAUUGGCAGAAUUAUGUUUAGAACUUGUAUAUUGAAUCCCGAUGUUGAGGUUGCCGCUGUUAAUGAUCCAGCAGUUGACGUAGAAUACAUCUGUUAUUUAAUAAAAUUUGAUUCAAUACAUGGAAAAUUUGAAGGUGAUGUCGCGCCAUGCAAGGGCGAUAUUCAAAUUAAUGGUAAUUUAGUUAAAAUAUUUCGAGCAAAGCAACCAUGCGAUGUGCCAUGGAACACCGCCGGUGUGCAGUAUGUCAUCGAAUCUUCGGGAAUGUUCACCAAUCUGGAAAAAGCUGCGGGCCAUUUGUCGGUAGAGGGUGUGAAGCGUGUGGUGGUGACUGCACCAAGCAGCGACGUGCCAAUGAUCAUCCUGGGUGUCAACGAUGAUAAACUCAGAGCUGAUCAGAGAGUGAUAUCUUGCGCCUCAAGCACCUUGUACUGUUUGGCUCCGAUAAUGAAAGUUCUAGAAAACAACUAUGGCGUUUCAGAGGGAUUUGUUACUAGCAUACACGCAAUGACGCCCUCUCUCAAACCACUGGACGGAUUGUGUUUGAGAGGAAAGCACUGGCGUGACUUUAGAAGCAUCCAUCAGAACGUAAUCCCGGCUAUGACAGGUGCGUGUAAAGCCCUCGGGAAGAUACUGCCAGAACUUAAAGACAAGAUGAUUGGCCUCGCCUUCCGCGUACCCAUUGUUAAUGUAUCCGUAUUAGAUUUGACAAUAAGGUUAAGCAAAAAAACAACAUUAGAAAAUAUUGUUAAAAACGUUGAAAACGCCAGCGAAACCUACUUACAAGAAGUAUUAAAUAUAUCUAAAGAGGAAGCCGUGUCAUCAGAUUUUAUAAGAGACAGUCAUUCCUGUAUAUUGGAUGUCAAUUCGAGUUUGCAACUUCGACCCGAUUUUUACAAACUUAUCUGUUGGUACGAAAACGAAUUUUCAUACGCGUGUCGUGUUAUGGAUUUGAUAACAUUUUGUGAGAGACGAUUUGAACAGAAACAAACUUUGGAAGGUAAAAUUGUUGACGGCGUGACAGAAAGUCCAAAAUUGACGGACACCGCCGCUGGUCUUAAGAGAUUUAAACCAGCAGCUGGUACUUGUCGACAGCAAAUUCCCAAUACAAUAAAGACUUUUUCCAAAAGUGUGUACAGUAGUUUACAAGAUUUGCAGCCGUGGGGAGCUGAUGUAUCUGUAGUACAUCAGGGAACAUUUACAGAUAGACAACCAAAGAAGGUAAACGAGUUAUUACAAGUACCCACCGUCGAUAACAUGGUUAAGAAUGUUUCAGUAUCGACAUCUAUUCAAAAUAUUGAACCGACAUCGAGUGCUAGUAAUAACAUUGAAGCUAAACCAAGUGUUAAUAAAAACGUUCAUAAAUCAACUAAACAUGAACGAAACGACUUCUUCGGUCAGAAUCAUUUGGAGAGUGUGAGAAAAGAAUUAAAUAAAAUGAUGAACGUCACUCAAGGAUUACUUGAGAAAUCUAAUAGAUUAUGCGAUCCGUUCAAGUUUAAGUUCGAGGAUCAGGAAUUAAAAAAAAACAAAGCGGAUAGAUGUAUAGCAUUCGUAGAAUCGAACGAAUCUAUCCAAUGUACGGGAUGUUUGACAAAGAGUCAAGGUACAUUUAUUAUUAACAAACAAUUAGAAACAGCGUGUUCGGGUCGAGGAGAUACGAAAAAUGAUAAUGCGAGAUUGAUGGCUGUGGAACAUUCAGCACUGACUGAAGAUGCACCUAAAUUACAUGAUGGUGACGAUAUAAGUAAGUUCCAUGUAAAAACUUUAUACGAUACUAAUUUCGAAGAGAUAUCAGAUAGUCGUCAUGCAGGUGAACUGGUACAAAAACGAGCAAUAACCAAACUUCAAAAGACAAGUACCAGCUUUCUAAGAGAAAAUCCUUACGUGUAUUCUUUUAACAAGAAACAUGAAUUUAGAAAUGACCAAUUAAAAAAACAAUUACAAAAAUCAAGUCCCGUCAGUAUAAAGAUGGAAGGGUUAAAUCUUGCUGGUAACGAAGCGCAUUGCUCCGAAAAUAUAUCUAGAUAUAUUAUUGUACAAGAAACUGAAAACACUAAAAAUGAUGGUAAAUUCUUGGGACAGCGACUUGUGGGCAAACAGAACAUUCUAGUUCAGAAACAAGUGAUUUGUGAAAAUGUAGCUCUGCGUUCGAACGAUAAUAAUAAUGUCUUUGUAAAAAAAGAUUCAAAUAAAACUAAACAAGAUAUAUUUGAUAAACUAGACAGUACUAGUGCAACUAAUUCUGAAAAUUCAUUUCACGUUAAAGAGAAACAAUCUCAAGUUAUUUGUAUCAACGAUUUAACGAACUCGUUGGAGGAUUUGUCCCGCUUAGAAAAGAUAUGCAAGAUUAUAGAAAUUUCCGAUGAUCUGUCAGACGAGUUGUUCUCAAAAUUGAAACCGACAGAAGCGACUUGUAUGAAAAAUAAAAAAUGGUCCUUCAAAGAUCUUUGCGCUAAAAUUAAAUUGGACGAUUUUUGUGAUAAAGUUUUUCGUGAGUGA